Molecule: messenger RNA, 319 nt
Organism: Odontomachus brunneus
Lineage: Eukaryota; Metazoa; Arthropoda; Insecta; Hymenoptera; Formicidae
Gene: Pet117
Product: protein PET117 homolog, mitochondrial
Exons: 2
Coding region: 55-288 (77 amino acids)
Biological process (GO): mitochondrial respiratory chain complex IV assembly
Cellular component (GO): mitochondrion
Source: RefSeq, a predicted model, not a curated record
ACCACGUGUGACAACUUUGCGGCGUGAGCGAUCGCGGUUCUCAGGGUAGAAAGAAUGUCGAUAGCGGCCAAAGCCACUUUCAGCUUGUGUUGCGUCGUGUCCAUCGGAAUAAUAGGCUACGUGCAUUACAAGCAGUCGUACGACAGGCAGCAACUUCAUUUGGGUGUUGUGCGGGACAUUGAACGUCGAGAGCGUCGGAAAGCGGAAAAUGCCUAUAUCCUGCAGCAGCAGAUCGAAUUAACCAAGGAAUUGCGCAGAAAACAUACAGUUGGAGAGAACGAUAUGUAGCGUUAAACGGCGUCUCGCUCGAGUGUUGAAU